CUCGUUUCCGAGGCUGGGGCUCCCCUCCAAAUGUGUUCUCCAGAGAUGUCACGGAGCAGCGACGUGGAUGUGAGACGAACCGAAACACGACAUGAAGCUACCCACGUUAAAGCCCGCCGGCCAGGUAACAAGGUAAAGGAGGAGCUUGCGGACACAUGGCUCUGUGUCACUGGGCCCUGGUGGCGGCCAUGCUCUGUGGCCCGGCACGGACCCAGCGCCCCCCAGGGAUCCCAGGGCGGACCGCCGAGAACGACGUGCCCCUGCAAACGGCUGCGUGGCUAGCAGAAGGCAGGAUCACAGCCAUCCAUCUGCCCAAAGAGCGCCCCCGGAGACUCUACUUCACCUUGCCCAAGAAGACCUCGGCCUUCUCCGUGACCGUGGUGCCCUGUGACGUGCCCGUCGAAUGGAGCCUGAUGGUGAGGACGGCAGAGGACGAGCCCCCCAAGCAGCAACGGACCUACAAGAAGAGCAUGCCAGAAGUUUGGUGGGGGAACUCCAGGAAAAACAUCAAGGUUUAUUCUAACGUAGGCAACGCCGUGGACACCUACAGAGGUCCAGCCUACGCGCCUGCAUCCAUCUAUGUCGUCAAGCUGCAGUCAAGGGAGCACAGCACCAAGGUAUCUGUGUACCUGCAGGAGGGGGCGGGGCUUCCAAAGGUCUUCCCGGAGCUGCCCCCUGACCCUCAGGUCCGCGUGGUGGGGGUGGGAAUGAGCAGCGUCACUCUCCGCUGGCCGUCCAGCCCUUCCGUCCCCAAGGUCCACCAGAGCAACACCAGCCUGCAGUACUGCGUGCUGGUCAACCUCAAGCAUAACUACCGAGGCCUUUGUGCCGCUCUGGAGGCCUUGAGGAGGGAUAAGAAGAUAGAGGAGGUGAAGCGGCAGGGAGCGACAUUGUGGCCCACACCCAAGGCGUGGAAGCAGCAGCUGGGGCCCCACAGGAAGGAUGUGGUGUUCCCUGCUCCUGUUCCGGACGGCCCGCCGGAGUUACCAUGUGUCUGCCAGGGUGUGGAGAACACAUGCACCGUGUCGGAGCUGCAGCCAGACACGCUCUACUAUCUUGACGUGUUCCUGCUCGACAGCUCGAGCGGCAGCAGCGCGGCUUACACUGGGACGUCCGCCCGCACGCACCAGGAGGCCCGGCCCACGGGAACCGCACUGAGGGACAGCAAGCCCCGCUGGGUGGCCCUGGCACCGCACGGCGGCCGGCUCCUCAGCUUCCGACCCCGCGGCUGGCCGCCCCGAGCUCUCCUCACCAUGCAGGUGUGCAGCCCCCACCAAGUCAGGGUCACGGCUUCUGGCCAGACACAGGUUUUGGCGGCAGAAAUUGUGGCUGAGGAACCAGUGCAGAUAUGGCUCCAGGGAAGUCCAUCCUACCUGAUAUAUUUGGAAAACGAGUCCCCCGCCACAGUGGCGGAAGAGGCCAUUGUUAAAAUCCAGGCCUCCUCCGCCUAUCACCGGCAAGCCCCUGUCCUCCCACCUCUCCGGACCGUGAAGUCCUAUAGCAAGCUCAAGACCUGCAACUCCGUCACCGUCGGCUGGCACGGGACGGAGGAAAGGAACCUGUACUGCGUCUACCACCAGCAGCUGGACAGCCAAGGAGGGCCCACAGGCCUCGAGCAGUGCCUGGGCCCGGAGUCCCGUAGCGACACAGAGCGGGCCGUCUGCAAGUACUUCCAGGACCUCAACCCUCAGGAGGCCGUCUCUACUGCCACCAUUGGCGGCCUGGAGCCUGGCACGGCCUACCUGUUCGACGUCUAUAUGGUGAGACGUUUCGGGAUCGCGAUCAAAUACCACAGCAAGAUCGUGCGCACCAAAAAAGACUGCUGAGAACCAGCGAUUUAUCAUUCCCUGGAGAGAUCACCCACAGACGGGCAGUAUGCUACUCACAGCUUCAGGCUAGACACCCUGUUCCAACGCCGAUGCUGUAGUAUGCAUCAGCAUUACUGAUACCGUCUAAAGCAGUUUCCCUAUCCGGUCCUCCCCCGACCCACAGCCAGUCCAGUGGUGGACUGUCUGUGGGUCCUCAGACUGUAUUGGGAAACAUGGGUCUCAGGGGUUAGGAGUGUAAACACAAGUAGGGAGAAGAAGAAAUGAGAAGAUCCCAACUAUGGCUUUCCAGGGAAUCUGACGUCUGCUUUUUAAAUCACUUGAGGGGUCUGUGUGUUACUUCAGUGUAUUCAUUGGAUUUCCGUUCCACACUUCAUUGUAGUGUCAUUGCAUUCAAAGAUGUGUAUUUCACACAAGUCACCAAUUUAUUAGUCUGUGAUCCUUUGAACUGUCAUUAUUAAACCCUGUCUAUGACAAUGUCUCUGUUUGUGAUGUCUUAGUUACGUAUGCAAUGUUCCCUGCCAUAACAAUAAAGGUUAAAAUACAAAAACAAA
Paramormyrops kingsleyae is the source of this 2380-nucleotide messenger RNA. RefSeq names its product protein NDNF-like. Lineage: Eukaryota; Metazoa; Chordata; Actinopteri; Osteoglossiformes; Mormyridae. Gene Ontology annotation, molecular function: protein binding; heparin binding. The record is from RefSeq and is a predicted model, not a curated record.